UCUAUCCCCCCCCCCCCCCCCCCCAAUGCCCCUAACCAACCCCUCCGACGCCUGGGACCCCCUCGACCUGCCCCCGUACCAACGCUCCCUCCAAACCACUAACGUCCUCACAAACUUCCUCAUCGGCGCCUCCGUCUCCCUCAUCGCUUCAUGUCUCUCCUCCCUCGGUCUCAACAUGCAGGCUUCCGCCCUCAAAUUCCAGCGAGACAGAAACACCGCCGUCGCGGACGCCAGUUUCGUAAGUGAGGGGAGCGGCGGGUGGGGGAGCGCGAAUACGAGUUUGGAUGCUGGGUAUGGCGCUUUAGGUGGGGAUCACGCCGUUGGGCUUGGUGGUGCGUCUGCCGCGUCGCCGGUGGACAGUUCGGCGGAGAGGGGCAAUACGGGGCUUUUGGCGGUCAAGUCGAGUAGGGCUGGGGAGCGGAAUAAGGCUGCGACCGCAACUGCGACGGGUUCCUCGUCGUCGGCAUCGUCGGCGUCGUCGUCAUCAUCCUUUGCGACGACGUUACGCGCGGCAAAGAAGCGGAUUCAGACCCAGACUUGGAGGGAGUUUUGGCACAGUUGGCAGUGGCAUAUCGGCUUCAGUCUGUACCUCCUCUGCCAACUAUUCGGCUCAGUCAUCGCUCUCGGAUUCGUCUCCCCAGUGAUCCUAGCCCCCCUCGGCUCAGCAAGCCUAAUCUUCAACGUCAUCUUCUCCCGGCUCUUCCUCGGCACAAAGAUCCGAGGCCUCGACUGGCUCGGCACCUUCUUUGUCGUCGUCGGCUGCGGGAUCGUAAGCACCUUUGGAUCCGGGGGACCUGAAACAAAACAAACCCUCGAAGACCUCCUCCGCCUCUUCACCCGCCCCGCCUUUAUCAUCUACUUCUCCAUCCAAGGCUCGCUCGUCCUCGCACUCUUUGCAGCCAUCAAAUACCUCGAAUAUGGCGUCGACGCGCUCAGAUUCUUUUCCGUUGUGCCCACCCGGUCCUCACCCGCCGCAGUCGUCACGACGGAAACCACCCCGCUGUUGGCGAGGAAGGCGAGCCAGGUCGAGGUGGCGAGCGUGAAGGGCGAGUGGGUGGGCGCGUUGUAUGGGGUCGUGGGAGGGGUGGUGGCGAGCGAGACGCUGAUUUUGACAAAGAGCGGAAUCGAACUCCUGAUCGUCUCAAUCUUUGAAACCGACAAACAAAACCGCGGCUUCUUCUCCUUCGGAUUGGUCGCCGUCCUCUGCGUCACCGUCUUCCUCCAGCUCUACUCCCUAAACCGCGCCCUCCACUACGCGCUCCCGACCAUCAUCAUCCCCAUCUUCUACACCUUCUACACCAUCCUCUCCCUUUUCAACACCCUCGUCUACUUCAACCAGUUCGGCGACUACAACGCGCCCGACCUGGUGUGCAUCGCCGUCGGCAUGGGGCUGAUCAUCGGCGGCGUCGUGGGGCUGAGUUACGGGCAUGAGGGGGAUCUGAGGGGCGAGCAGGGGGGUGGCGAGGGGGACUUGGUGGUGGGUGUGGAUGUGGGGCCGGAGUUUGAGCAGGGGAGUUUGAGCAGUGCUGCGUCGACGGCGGCCGCGAGGAAGAGGGAACCGAGACGGGGACCGGGUGGAGCGAGUUGAGAGUGGGUCACACUUCCCCCCAUUUUCAGCCACAUUCGGAGGAAAAUGGAACACUGUUUUUGUCGGUCGCUUAGAUCAUCUUUCUUGGGGUGUCGAUACACAGCUUUAUGUAUAACGGGGGGGACCGGUUUUCAAUGAGAACGGGCUCCCUGCCCUCGAUCCAUGGAGGAUCCACUACAUAUUAUCGUGAGUAUGUACAUCCAAGUUUACGCACGCUCAUACGUCCCUACCAAAUCCCCCGCUUUACGCCCCCCC
Fimicolochytrium jonesii is the source of this 1843-nucleotide messenger RNA. RefSeq lists its product as uncharacterized. Gene Ontology annotation, cellular component: membrane. Lineage: Eukaryota; Fungi; Chytridiomycota; Chytridiomycetes; Spizellomycetales; Powellomycetaceae. Bases 26 to 1588 code for a protein of 520 amino acids. The transcript has 6 exons. Gene Ontology annotation, biological process: magnesium ion transport. Gene Ontology annotation, molecular function: magnesium ion transmembrane transporter activity. The record is from RefSeq and is a predicted model, not a curated record.